Molecule: messenger RNA, 2695 nt
Organism: Aedes aegypti (yellow fever mosquito)
Lineage: Eukaryota; Metazoa; Arthropoda; Insecta; Diptera; Culicidae
Gene: Ced-12
Product: engulfment and cell motility protein 1
Exons: 1
Coding region: 160-2328 (722 amino acids)
Biological process (GO): actin filament organization; cell motility
Cellular component (GO): plasma membrane
Source: RefSeq, a predicted model, not a curated record
GUUGAUUAAUCACAUCCUGCUGUCAUUUUCUUUCUUAUCGUGUUCGGAAUUGGAAAAUUUUCGUUUCGUGUGAAAAGUUCAUCUUUUUGGUGGAAAAUCGCGUCCCAUCGUUGGCCAAUGUGUGUUUCCCGGCUAGCAAAGUGUAUCGUGCGUGUUUAAAUGUUACUAAAAACUGCCAAAAUGCCAGCGAUUCGUGAUAGUCAUGUAGUGAAAAUUGCGGUCCAAUUCGCGUCGGAAAUCGCCCAGCUUAUCGAGUUUGACCAGCGGCAGCCUUUGACGGCGAUUAUCCAGAAUCUUUGUCCGUACUGGGCGAUUCAGGAUCCGGAAAGUUACGCACUGAGGUUUACGGAUAAUUGUUUCUAUGUGACGGAGAAAAAUCGACAUGAAGUGAAAAAUGGAUCGGUGCUGAGGAUGGCCCAUUCCCCGUCGAAAAUGGCCAGCGAUAUUCUGGAGAAGUUGCAGACUGGGAAAGUUGAAGAAAUGAUGAAGGUUCUGAAGGACUUGCCUGGGCUGAGUCAGGAUAUUACUUUUGCGCUUGAGUUCAUCAAAGAACAAGGACUAGAUCUAAUUAUAAGCAUAAUCGAGGAGCCUAAAUUUGGAGAAAAUAUCUUGAAUUACGCGUUGUCUGCCUUCGUGAAGCUGAUGUAUCAUGGAACCGUUUCUUGGGAUGUUUUGCAGCCCUCGUUCAUUCAAAGGAACAUUGCAUUCAUCAGCACCAGUACCAACAAGGAAAUCAUUCAAUCGGCUCUGACGAUUCUGGAAAAUGUGGUUCAGAAUAGCAGCAAUCAUGCUCUGGUGGAACGGGAUGUGACCUUGGAGAUGCUGCUGAAACUGCUCCAGGACUCUCCUUCGACUUCCGCUGUCAAUACGAUUGCCUUGAUAAAUGCCCUCUUCCUGAAAGCUGACGAUGCCAAACGUAAGGUCAUUGCAGCCACGUUCAGUUCCAAGCAGUAUAGAAGCGUAAUCAACAGCGUUAUAACGGCCGGGACAGGAACAGGAACCAUUACCGAGAUAGCCCAUCAAUUGUAUGUCCUCCAGACGCUGAUUCUUGGUUUGCUGGAGCAACCAAUGAAGACACCAAUCGACCCCCAAGAUCAAGAUGCUCAGGACAAAAUUAAAGAGCUUCGCCGGAUCGCGUUCGAAGCUGACGGAAUUGAUCCCAUUCCGGAUGUAACGGCUCGUCGCCAGCAUGGGGGAUCGUAUUCUACCCACUACAAGAAACUUGGCUUCAAAUGUGAUAUAAACCCGGCGCAAGAUUUCAUGGAAGUCCCACCCGGAGUGCUAGCUCUGGAUUGCAUGGUCUAUUUUGCACGCAAUUACACCCAGAACUAUACCAAAGUGGUACACGAAAACAGCUGCCGAGCGGAUGAGCAUGAAUGUCCUUUUGGAAGGACCAGCAUUGAACUGGUCAAAGUCUUAUGCGACAUUCUUCGCAUCGGAGAAUCUUCCCUCGAACAGGGACAGGACUUCCAUCCAAUGUUCUUCACCCACGAUCACCCAUUCGAGGAAUUCUUCUGCAUUUGCAUCGUCGUUCUGAACCGCACUUGGAAGGACAUGCGCGCCACCACAGAGGACUUUGUCAAAGUCUUCAGCGUUGUCCGUGAGCAGAUCACACGUAGCAUCACAGGACGCCCAGCGUCCCUCGAAGACUUCAAAACCAAGAUCAACACGUUCACCUACAACACCAUCACCACGCUUCGUCAGCAGGAACGCACUUCUCGCGAGGAAUGCGAAUCCACGGCUUCCGCAAUCGUGUCUCUUAAAGAGAAGAUAACACCGGAAAUCAUGUCGCUUAUCAAAGAGCAACGGUUAGGCUACCUUGUCGUAGGAACGCGCUUCUCCAAAUACAGCGGUGGUAAACGCGAAAGGGACAAAUACUGGUACGCUCGCCUUUCGCCCAACCACAAAGUCAUCCACUAUGGCGAUUGUGACGAGAAAACGGUGCCCACCCUCGAAGAACUGAACAACAAACUUCCGGUUAUCGACAUCCGCCAGAUGCUCGUUGGGAAAGAGUGCCCCCACAUGAAGGAGAUGCGAGCGAAGAAGUCAACCUUCCCACUCGGAUUUUCCCUAGUAGCUGAAUCCAGCGACCAGCAAACUCUAGACUUUGUCGCCCCGGACGAGGCCACUUUCAACUACUGGACGGACGGGAUCAACGCCCUGCUGGACCAACCGAUGCUCAGCAAGCAGAAGGACGAAGACUUCGAAACGUUGCUCUCGAUGGAGAUCAAGCUGCGCCUGUUGGACACCGAGGGGGUGGAUAUUAGCAAGGAUCCUCCGCCGAUUCCUCCGGAGCCGGAGAACUACGACUUCUGCUUUGAUAGCUAAGGUAACAGCCGUCGGCGCUCGAUUCCAUCAUUCUUCACUUAUAUUACUAUAUUCACGAUGAUAUAGUUCAUGUGCGAUUUUAUUUAUGUCUGAUAUCUGGAACCAAAGUGUUUUUUUUUUGUGUCUAUAUUACUAAUCAUGUUUUUAAAUCAUUCGGAUUAAAACGAUGGAAUUUAAGCUGCACGUUUGUAUUAAUCAUUCCAACGAUUAUAUUGCAUAAGUAUGACAGCAGUGAAGUAUUCUGAGUAUGUUUUAUCGGUCGAAUAUGCGAUUAUUUUAUUCUUGACAUUACCCUUUUGUUGACUUCCGAGUCAACAAGGAGUGAAUAAUGAGCGGUUUUCUGAUUUUUUAAUUCCCCUUUUUAUUG